Messenger RNA from Funneliformis geosporum, 1575 nucleotides. The record is from the annotation of a GenBank genome assembly. NCBI's taxonomy places the organism in Eukaryota, Fungi, Glomeromycota, Glomeromycetes, Glomerales, Glomeraceae.
AUGGUGUCAACAACUUCAGAAAUUGAUACGAUACGAAAUUUUCUAAAUUUUCCUGGUAACGUCGAUAUCGCAGAACUUGCAACUGCUUUGGGAAUUGUAAAUGUCUCUCUAGAAGGACCGAAUGGAGAACAAAGAAGGCAAGCGAUCCUUGAUAGUAUACCUUUCUCAGCAUUCUUUACUCUUUUAGGAAGCUACGACGAUGCUGUGACUUCCGCAGCCUGUAAAGUCCUUGAAAAACUUUUACGAACAUUGAACUACGCGGAUAUAGAAUCUUUAGAACUUAAGGAAUAUUUGACGUUAGGCCUUCAAUUUAAUUCUUCGGAAGUUCGAAUGUUGACAUUAAGUCAGGUUGAAAAAUGUUUGGAAUCUGAAGAAACAGUUCAAGACCUGGUUAGAUCGCCAAUGUUUCCGGUAGUGUUGGAAGGAUUGGGUUAUGAUGAUAAUUUAAUAUCAACUAAGGUGACAGAAUUCCUUGUUAAGCUUGUUAGUUGCUCUAGCGGGUUACAAGCUCUUUUUGAUUCAGGGUCUAUUGCAAUCUUAGAUCAGCUCUCUCAUGGAGACGAGACAGUAAAAUUUCGUGUAUUCGAUCUGGUGUCUCGAAUAUCAAUAUCUUCUCCGGAAGCAUUUCAAUUAUGUGAGAUGUCUGGUGCUCUAAAUGCGAUAACUUCUGAAUUAAAUUCAAAUGACUUAUUAAUUAAAUUAAACGCAAUAGAAACAUUUUCAAAGAUAAUUCAAGGCCGUACUGGAUAUAUAUUUCUUGAAAGAGCUGGAACUAUACAAUCUCUUGUAGAUGCCAUGGCGCAAGAAGAUGACAAUGACAUUGAAUCAGUAUUAAUGCAAUGUGCUACGCUCAAAUUUUUUGGAAAAUUAUCAGAAAUAGAGGCAUGUCCAUUAUUAACAUUGAGUAAUUUUCAAGGGAUGGAUUUCGCAGAGAUAGAUAAUAAAUACAAUAUAUUAUUUAAAAUGAAUUCAUAUUUAUCUAGUUCCAAUAUGAGUUUGAAGAUAAACACGAUUAAUAUUAUUGGAGUUUUUGGAAGUAAUCCUCGUGGUCUUAAACUAUUAAAUGCCAGCGUAUCCCCUAAUAUACUCAGCAAUUUUAUGGACCUUUAUCACAACUCAGUAGGGGAUGUUAAAAUAGCUUGUUUACAAUCCAUUUCGUGUUUGCUUGGUGUUAGUGAGGAAUUAACACCAGAAAUUUCAGAUAUCACCCAUCAAAUUUAUAAUCAAAUUGGAGGAGCUCCUACACCACUUUCCACUUUAAUUUCUAAUGUGAAACAAACUUUAGAAGAGCUUCGAAUCACUAGCUUUGCUAUCAUGCGAAAUAUGGCUCUGCAUCCUUGGGGUCAAGCUGAGAUGACAAAUUCCCGAGAAUUUAUUGAUUACAUAUUAAAUCGAUCCACCGAAACAACUAAAUUGGGCAAGGAAUGGAAGUUUACAAUUGUUCAAGCUUUGGUCCAAGCUCCUAACGCCGAAAAUAUUAUUCCCUCAAACAUUUUUGAUCGUCUAACGCGAUAUCUUCGAGAAGGACCUUUCUUUGUGAGAACAGAGGCUGCCGUUGCAUUUGAGAGCGCAUAA